Molecule: messenger RNA, 315 nt
Organism: Mesorhabditis belari
Lineage: Eukaryota; Metazoa; Nematoda; Chromadorea; Rhabditida; Rhabditidae
Source: the annotation of a GenBank genome assembly
AUGGACCUAACUGGACUACAUACCAUUGAAGCCAUGUGUCGACGUUCUGACCUCAAGGUGAAGGGGCAACUAAUGCAACGAUGUCCACAAUUCUUCGAGAAGGUUACUCUCCUGGAAAAAAUGCUCGAAAGGGUGAACAACUCAACGAACACUUCGCUAAAACAAGACAUUCAACGGCACGGGAUUCUCGAGAAACUCAAUUCUUUGGCGACACUUUUGACAACAAAACACCAUCAUACUUGGACUCCAGUUCAGAUUGUCGGAGAUGUGUAUCUUCAGGCACCUGGAGGUAUCACUAUCAUAAGUAUUAGCUUG